Messenger RNA from Cornus florida, 1650 nucleotides. RefSeq lists its product as uncharacterized. Gene Ontology annotation, molecular function: thiolester hydrolase activity. The coding region runs from base 589 to 1254 and encodes 221 amino acids. The record is from RefSeq and is a predicted model, not a curated record. Gene Ontology annotation, cellular component: intracellular membrane-bounded organelle. The transcript is spliced from 12 exons. NCBI's taxonomy places the organism in Eukaryota, Viridiplantae, Streptophyta, Magnoliopsida, Cornales, Cornaceae.
GACGAUUUUGCCCUCCGAAUUAAAAAACACAUAUUACACUCUCUCCACCACCACCGCCGUCGCCCCCACCAGCAGAAAAUCUCUCUAUGCCCUAGCCUUCACCACAACCAUCUCCAACCGCCUCCAUAAAUUCCUCUCUCUAAUUCUCUCUGUUUCAUGUCAGAUUCCGAUUACAAAAACUCCCGACUCCGGCGCCGACGCAACAUUAAACCGAUCAAAGCCUCAACCUAACAAACCCUAAUCGACAAACCCUAACCGACACGACUUGCGCGGUUGAAGAAAUCGUAAAUUUUUUCUUUCGUGUAUAGGUGAACCCUACCGGCUCAUGCACCGCCGUCUGCGUCUGAUGUCACUGGACUGGUUUGCGCCGAUAGUGGUAGAACCGCCGUCGCCAUCACUGUAUUCGGUGAUUGAAAGUUCAGGACAAAUUAAUAAAUUCAAACAACAAUAUGCAAAUGCUGGGAUUAAGGUAUUUCAGAUGAGUGCAGCAGUGUUAAAGUCUCAAAUUUCACUCAGAAACUCAUAAACUGGUCCAGUUCUCAAGGAUAUUGCAUAGAAAUUGGAAAUGGAGUAUUGGAUUCCUGGUUUAUGCCCGUUAUGAAUCAGACAGCAAUUGCUUGCGAAAAGGUCAAGAACAUUAGUGAACUCAGUGAUGGUUACAACAUAGUCGCAAUUUCUCAGGGUAACUUGGUAGGUCGAGGGGUGGUUGAGUUUUGUGACGGAGCACCUCCUGUGAAGAAUUUCAUAUCAUUAGGAGGUCCUCAUGCUGGGGUAGCUGCUCCUCCUUGUUCUGAAGAAUCGGAGUGCAAGAUGUUGGAGGAUAUACUUGUGAAAUUUGGGGUUUACAGCAAAUUUGCACAGGAACACUUGGCACCUGCGGGUUUUAUUAAAAUUCCAACUGAAAUUGAAGAGUAUUUACAAGGAAGCAAAUUUCUUCCAAAGCUCAACAAUGAAAUCAGUAAUAGUAGACACUCUAUUUACAAGGAACGGUUCACUAGCUUGGAGAAUUUGGUGCUUAUCAUGUUUGAUCAAGACUCAGUUUUGAUACCUAAGGAAACCUCCUGGUUUGGGUAUUAUCGGGAAGGGUCUUUGGACACUGUUUUGCCUGCAAAUGAGACAACACUAUACACUGAAGAUUGGAUCGGUUUAAAAACGUUGGUUGAAGCCGGAAGCGUGAAAUUCAUAAAUGUUUCAGGAGGGCAUGUGGAUAUUUCUGACAAUGACAUGAAAAAAUAUAUAGUACCGUACAUCUGACGCUUCUUAGACCUUGCAAUGAUGGGAACCUUGUGCACUGGGUUUUGCCGUUUAUUUUUUACAUGAAUAUGUCUAAACCUCUCACAAUGGUGGAAUCAUCUUUCUGUAGUCUUGAGGUAAUGCAAGUCCAGUUCCUGUAAUUUCUCAAUACACCUCGCACUUGCGAGGAACGAUGUAUUACAUUUGUAAAUCUUCUCCAGUCUGGCUAGAUAAACUAGUCCCACAGGCAGGCCCUAUAUCUACAAGUAUGAAAUCAAAACUGAAAAAGUCUCACAAUAUGUAUACAUUUGAUGGGGUUUUUUAGAGCUUGCUUUGUUACAAACAAGUCAAGCGGCUAUAAAUAUGAUUUGCUUCAACUUGAGGACAUUUUCCUAGUCCUAAAUAUCCACUACACAU